Molecule: messenger RNA, 8307 nt
Organism: Poecilia latipinna (sailfin molly)
Lineage: Eukaryota; Metazoa; Chordata; Actinopteri; Cyprinodontiformes; Poeciliidae
Gene: rab11fip2
Product: RAB11 family interacting protein 2 (class I)
Exons: 8
Coding region: 634-2052 (472 amino acids)
Biological process (GO): regulated exocytosis
Cellular component (GO): phagocytic cup; endosome
Molecular function (GO): small GTPase binding
Source: RefSeq, a predicted model, not a curated record
GCGCUGUGUUGCACCCGGACGAUUAUUCGUGUUACGCAGUGCUCUCAUUUCCGCCAACGAGCUGUUGACGAAUGCUAAGCGCUGUUAGCAGCUAAGGAGCAAGACGUGGAUGGAGAGAAAGGAACGCCGCCAAGAAAAAGGCAAAAGGCGUCAAAAUUUUGGAAUAAUUUUAAACUAAAUAGAAAAAAAUAACACAGCUGAGUGUGUGGACUAUAGAACUGAAAUCGCGUUGACACGUCCUGGAUGCUGCGACACCUCAACAGGAAACCCACUACGUGCUUCAGCUCCUUAACUGCUGAUAACAGGAAGUGACGUCAUAUUAGGAAGUGAAGCCCGUCUCUGUCCCGACAGCAAUGCGCUGCUCCUGCUACAACAACAACUGACAUUUGCGGCCUGCUGAGCCGCAGAGUGCAGCGGGUUAAUGUAUCUGCGGACAGGUCGUGUGUGCGCUGAAGCCCCGGAUGUGUGUGUGGAGUCGGCGGAAAUGACCCUGAGAUGACUCAGCAGUGGCUUGGACAUCGAUGAUUCAACAGAAGAUGAGGCGUGCUCUGUUUGUCCGACUCGUCAUCGCUUGUUACCAUAGCUACAUAAACCACACUGACAUGGACACUGCACUAUAUUUUCUGUGAUAAAAUGUCCCUGGCUGAGCAGUCUCAGAAGUGGUUUCCAACCCAUGUCCAAGCCACCGUUCUUCAGGCGUCCGGUUUACAGCCCAAAGGCAAAAAUGGCACCAACGACGCCUACACCAUCAUCCAGCUGGGGAAGGAGAAGUACUCCACGUCGGUGGUGGAGAAGACGGCCGACCCCGUCUGGAGGGAGGAGGCGUCCUUCGAGCUGCCCGGUCUGCUUCUGGAGGGGAACCCUGAAGUGUACGUGCUGUCGCUCACAGUGAUGCACCGCUCCUUAGUGGGGAUGGACAAAUUCCUGGGCCAGAAGACCAUCAACCUCAACGAAAUGUUUGAUAACAAGCAACGAAAGAAAACCGACUGGUUCUCCUUGGAGUCCAAACCAGGGAAGAAGAAGAAGGACCGGGGUCGGAUCGAGGUCAGCAUCCAGUUCAUGAGGAACAACAUGACGGCCAGCAUGUUCGACCUCUCCAUGAAGGAGAAGCCGCGCUCGCCCUUCUCCAAGCUGAAGAACAAGGUGAAAGGUCGCAAAAACGACGGCGGGGGCGUCUACGGCGACACGUCUUCGGCCAUCUUGCCCCGCUCUGCCGUGUGCGACGCGGAGCCGAGCGGCCGGCCGGCGGAGACGAAGCCGGAGACGAAGGUGAAGCGGUCUCUGCUGUCCGGGGGCCAGAAGCUGUCAGCGGCCCACUCCAUGUCCGACCUCAUCGGGAACCACUUCCGACCCAAACUGGACUCCAUGAACUCCAUCGAAGAGAGCGGAAGUACAGGUGGCCCUCACCGGCGUUCCCAGAGCGAGGUGCCUGGAUACCAGGACGGAGAAGCACACAGUGACCCUUUCACUGAUAUCAGUGACACGCUGCCACAGAAGUAUGCCACGCUCCCACGCAACCGCAACCCGUUUGAGGGCGAGCGGGGGCAGCAGCCGUGGGAGCGGGCGGAGCGGAGGGAGAAAAAGGAGAAGGUCAGCCUGCUGGAACGUGUGACGGGGAAGAAGGAGGGCCGCAGGGCCGGCAACGGGGGCCGGUCGGGGAGCUCUGGAGACCUGCGCUCUCCCAACCCGUUCAGCGCCGACGCCGCGGCCGACACCAACCCGUUCAGCUUUGGCUACAAAACCAGUGACAACAAGCACAGGGGAAGCGAGGACGGCCUCUUUGGGCAGAAGAAGAAGAAGGACAUUUUCGGCAAGAAAAACGUGGUGCCACCAGACACGGCAGCCAACUACAGCAACCUGACCUUUGACGAGGUCGUCCAGGAACUCAUCAAGCAGAAGGAAGUGGUCCGGAAGAAAGACGCGCACAUCCGGGAGCUGGAAGACUACAUCGACAACCUGCUGGUCCGCGUCAUGGAGGAGACGCCUAGCAUCCUACGGACUCCCUACGUGCCCAAAAAGAAGGCCGGUAAACUCUCAAAAAAGAAGAACUAAAAGAAACACUAGAUGAAAAGUCACUAAUAAAUGUUCAGAAGGAGGUCAGGGGUCAAGGGUCGAUCAAAUUCAAGCAGCUUUACUUUAACUUCCUGUUUUAAUUUAAAGGUCGGGGUUGCUUUUAAUAUUUGUUGCUUUACUGAAAGACAAACGAUUCAUUGAUGUUUCAAGUCAAGACGUUAUCUUGAGCAGGUUUUGGUCUGGAUUAUUUUAAGCUCUGUCGUAAUUUAUUGCACAUACACUUGCCAUAAUCGGCCGCAAUGCUUCCAGACUUGUUUACCGGACGCGUUAGCUGCAGUUACGUUACAAAUUAAGCUGUUUACAAUCGAUUUCAGACAUUUUAGACCGGCAGCUCUGUCCUCUACAGAUAUUCCUAGACUGACUGGAAGAUGUUUUCCCAAGAACAAAUAUUCAUGUUUUUUAAUGUUAUGAGUUGGAGGGGUUAAAACUUUACUUACUAUAAGUGCAAUAUAAUCACUACGGAAACAUGUUGCUUUACAACCUGCUGGUAUUUCUCUUGUUUACAUUUGAAUCGUAUGUUUGAGUUAAACUCGCCUCUUCCUGUUGAUCUGAUUGGUCGUUUCCUUCAAAGCUCUGCUGAUGAUUGUAUUAAUGGUACACAAGUGGCUCUAUGCUGCACAUAUCUUUAUUUAUGCUGCACAAUCCUUUAUUUAUUAGUGUUUUAUAGCUCAUAUGAAUGUUACUUUAAUUGGUGAGACGUACUGUUAGUGCAAAUCAAAUAUCAUUUUUCCCAAGGUGUUCAAAAUGAAGUGUUCUCUAAAAACGUCGUGACAGAAAAGAUGUUGUUGGUUGCAUCUUUAUGAUCACUCCUGAUUUUGAAAUGUUUGCUUCACUUUCUGGAAGUUGGUUUCUAAAACGGAGAUCAUCCAGAACUUCUGUAAGAUAAACUGAAGUUACAAACUGAUUGCUUAGUCGGUGAGAUAAAGAUUUUGCUUUCCAAUUAAAACAGGACACAGGGCGAUGAUUCUUGUAAGAGUAACUUUUUUACUUCCGAUACGAUACCGAUAUUGGAGCUUUGAAUUUCAGCUGAUACCGAUAUUGAUCCAAAGCAGCACAAAUCACACAUAUAGGGUUCAAACUGGUGCUUGAAAUUCAUGGAAGUGCUUGAAUUUCUAUUCUGUGUUGUCAGGGUUUGGAAAGUCCUUGAUUUCUUUUGUAAAAUUCUUCAAAGUCUUCGGUCUGGUGCUGAAGUUAUUCAAACUCCCCUGUUUUGUAAUAAACAUUACUUACAGUUGAAACCAGAUAUUCAAAGAUAAUUAAAUGACAGAUACACAUUUUUCCUCGAUGUCUGAAGUUAAAUCAGACUAAACUUCUGUUGUUUUAGGUUAGUUAGAGUCAUCAAAAUUAUUUCUAUUUGCUAAAUGCCAGAAAACUUAGCAAGAGCAUUUUCUUUCCCAGGUGUAUAGGGUGUGUGUGAGACAUUUCAAACAUAAAAUUUUGUUUCUUUUUAUUUUACCUUGACCCCACGGUAGGGUGUAGAAUACUAGGACUUUCACCAUAACAGUUUUUUGGAUGAUAAAUUGUCCCAGAAAUAUUGGUGUUUUUAGGCCUAUUUCAGGUAACAUAAUGGUAAUAACUGUAUAAUAACACCAGAAAACAUUCUCAAAGAUUAUUAAACAAAUAUCUAGAAUAAACAAAACAACUAAUAAAAUUAAUUAUGAAGUCUGUAAACAAAAUUGCCCUUCAGUUUUGUUUACACAGAAAAGCGCCAGACUGAAGACUCUUAUCACCCAAUUUUUCAUAGAAAGAGAGAAAAACGAUAAAUCAUUUCAGUGGAAAUGAGUGAAUUCGUUUUAAUUUAUCAUGCGAUUUACUGAUUUAUUGUGAAAAGCCUAGUUUGGAUAGAAAUUCCUUUUCAGAGACUGUUAGGAACAUGACUGUAUGUAAGUGGCUGUUUUGAAGCAACUGAUUGAAUUGCUCUUUGCCAGCCACAUGAAGUCACAUCAGUGGGUUGAGUAAGUGUGACAGCUAUAUAAACUUGUGUGGACAACAACGUUCCCACCAGAGUGAGAGACUCCCCUGAUCAUAAACCCUGUGAGCUAACAGAACUGUUAAACAACUAAAAAAAGAGCAUAUUAUUCAAUUGAAUUUGAAUUUGUUUACAUAACAUGUGCCUAUCAGUUUGAUAUGUAAUCAAUUGAUUGACGCUGGGAGAUACAUGAACUCAUAACCAUGAUGUAUGGGAGCUAAAAGCUUUAUAUUUAUCUAACUGACAUGCAAAUUAAUGUUAACACUUGUUAUUUCUUCUGCUUUAAACAUUAAAACACAGCAAACUUCCAAAAUCAGAGUGAAUUAUUCUGAAAUCUGAUUGCCAGUGUUGCAGGUGCAUCUGGUCCUAAUGGGUUAACUCUGCCUUUACUGUGCCUCGUCUUAAUCUGCUUUUUCUCUUGACAUUCCUCAGACUUUUACACUUUGAGUCCUAACGGCUCAUUUGUUCAUAGCUCUUAAAGGUAGAAACACUUUUACUUGUCAUUUAGUUCAGAUUUAAAACUGUUCAUUCAUAUUUUGAUGUUUUAGCAGCUUUUUACCUCUCUGAUGCUAAAUAACAUGGUUUAUGUUAUUUAAAGCAACUCUUUUUAACUCUGUUUCUAAUUGAGAAGUGUGAAAUAUUUGUCUGUUUAGCGAGUGAAGCUGAUGACACGGACAGACAUUUCAUAAUUUUUUUUAAGAUGAGGGUCUCUGACAGAUUUACAUCUUUAAUCGAAAUGUUGAGUGCAUCUCUCAUUUUUAUUUUACUAGUCAUGUUUUUUUCAUUUUAAACAUUCAACAACCUUUUACUCUAAAACUGAUCGGACCACUUCCACUCAGAGUUACUAGAGAAAAUUAUUGUUUUUGCUGGAUGGAAAAGACUAAAAGCAGAACACAUUCGACCCAAACGUUGAGAGGCUGUUUAUUUUUAUUUUAUUAAGGUUAAGAUCUUUUCCGACCUACAGAAACAACAUUAUUUUCUCCUUUAUCAUCAACACGUUAAAGCACGUUAAAUUUUUAACAUUUUUUAUGCAAGUUCUUAAGCAAAAUUUACUUUUAAUACCUAAAAUAAGCUUGUAAGAGUAACUGACUUAAACUGUCCAGCCUGUCUUUCUUUCUUUUCAGUAUUUAUAGAAAAGAUUCACCUCAUUUUACAAUGUCUUUUUUAUUUCAUAAUAGAAGAUUCUGUUCUAAAAUUUUAAAAUAUAUAUAAAUGUUAUGUUAAUUUGUUUUGUAGGUACAUAUUUAGUAAAUCGUCUUUUGCUGUUAGUUUUAUUUUUUUUUUAGAAAAGCUGCCAACUCCUGGAUUAGAUGGACAGCUGAAGGGGUGUGAAUACUUUGAGGUUUUUUUUUUUGUUUGUUUUUCUUGUACUUUCAUCUAUUUCUUGUUGGUUUAAAGUGAACUGGUUGAAAUGUUGGACCUUUACACUGUCGGCACAGCAAAAACGCAAAACUUUACCUAGUAUUUUUGAUUUAGCUUCUAGUGUAAAUAUUUUAGUACACGUGAAAUACAAGAAAACAAACUAACAAGUAACCUUUCAGCAAAACGUAGGAGUUUAAGUCAGUAAUUCCUGAAUAUUGAUUAAAAGUACUGAUUAAACUGGCAGAUUAUUUCAGUUAUAGCAUUUAAGAAUAAUCUGCCAGUGGAUCUAGAACUGUUGUUGCUAGGCAACGGACUGGGCUUGGCUGGUGUUGCCAGGUAACGGCACAUGGCCAGUUGAUUGCGAAAUAAUCUGCCUUAAACAAUAUUAGGAAUUAUUCACUUAAAAUAAGCUGUAACAUUGAAAAGUUACUUGUUAGCUGUUUUUACUUCAAGUGUACUAUGAUAUUUGCAUUUCCAAAAAUACUUGGUAAGAUUUAGUGUUUCUGCAGUGUGAAGCCUCCUCACUGGGCAGAUUAUCCUCCAGUCCAAACAUUUUACUGGUUUCCAUUCACAUAUUACUUUCUGCUGCUGUGAAAUCGCCGUUUUGCUGCUCUGUGAUCGUUUUUUCCGACUCGAGGUCAAAAUCUCCCUGUACUGAAUGUAUUCUGCUCUUCUUUUGUAAAGUGGAAACACUAUGGAGGCCGUUGACCCGCUUGCCUUUAAAGUAUUGGGUUCAUCCUGUUCUCUCGCUAACGUCACGCCCUUCAUUCAGGACUGUUAAUGAAUGAGCUUCUGCUGGAACUGAUUUGUUUAGUUUUUUUCUGAUGCCAAAAAAUGUCGGAGUUGGUGUGUGAGUAUGAUGUGAUGCUAAUCUGCCUGCACGCUCUAGUUCAAACUGUAAUUUUAUUUAGUUCUCUUGUUGUUUUUUUUGCGUGUUCUCGGGCCUUUCUGAACUCUUGGUACUUCCAUUGUACAUAUUGUGUAGAUGAUUUGUGACUUUUGGUCCUUACUGGGGAUUUCUCUGUCUACUUGAGGACCACAUUUCAAAAUAUGGGGGAUGAAACUGACUUAUAAGCAAAAUGAAUGCCUGUAUGAAUUUUUGUCAGACUAAACGUCGUGGUGAUUGUGGAACAGGUUGUUUACCCGCACAAUCUCCCCCCAAAGCCUGAUUGCUUUGCUUUAAUGACAGAAUGUAAAAGAAAAGGUCUGACGACGUUUUAAUGUAGAAUAAAUGUGGACCCUGAGGUUAUUUAGUUCAAAUGAAAGCUGAAGGAGGGGGGCGGCGGGGUGACUAGUUCAAAUUAAUUAAUUUUGCCUGUCAUUUCUUUGUUUUCCUUUAGCUUGAUUAUUGCAUUUGCUUUAUGCUUCUGCAUAAUUGGCUGCUUUUGUAGACGUCAAACUAAAACACAAAUCUAAAUGUCAUUCAUUUUAUCACAGCGGAUGUAGAGGAUCCUCUCUGCAGGGAGACUGAGCUGCAUCAUGAUUGUUGAUUUAUUUUAUUCAUUAAAUGUUUUGUGGUUUAUUAGGACCGCUAGUAGGGAUGUGUAAAAAGCCUUAAAAUAAAUCAACAACUCUAGCUGGAUGAUAAAUUGCCCCAGAAGUUAUUCAAAAUAACAACAAUGUUGUUAUUUUGAAACAAUUUUAGUACAAUAUAAUGCAAAUUCACCCUCCCAAAGAUAAAUAAACUUUAAUUUCCUAAAGAACAGUUAACUCUGGAGCUGGAAGAUAUUGUAGAUAUCCAAAGUAACACACAAUAAAACAAUAAAUAAAACAAAUAAACACCACACACAACCAAAACCACAAAUAAAAUUGAUUUUGUCUUCCUUGUAAACAAACUUUCCCUUCAAAAUUAAUCAGCAGAAUGUAAAUUAUCAAGCUCAUUUUAAUUUAUCAUGAAAUUAAUUGCUUAUUACAACAGAUAAUAAGCAACAGAUAAUCUGUGCAUAAUCUCACAGAUGAAAAAAAAUCUAACUUUUAAUCUGAGUACAGUUAUUCUUGGCAAAAUGAUCAAAUAUCCAGCAUUCCUAACAAUUCCUAAAUGGAACUGAAGCUUUUUUUAUUUUAUUUAUACUUUGCUUUUUGAGGUUGACGUAAUCUGUGACUUCCUGCUUCUCUGGGUGUAAAUAAGUUUUUGAGUCUUUUUACACACAUUUGUGACGGGUACCAAUAAAUAUGAAGGGCGCUGUAGUUUUCAAAUACACUAAGCACUGAAAAUGUUUGGAUGUUUCUGCUUAAAACUACCUUCUGUCAUAAAAGAUCAAAGUUAAUCGCAAUACUUGGUGGUGUUUAUUGUGGGAAAUGUUGUUGAUGACAAAACUGCCCAGUUUCCCAUGAUUAAGUUCAGUAUGCCAGUUACAUUAAGGUGGAGUUAGGGGCUAACAUUAGUUUUUUAAUGGUACACUAGUAAAAUAUGGAGCUGAAUGUCAUUCCUGCAUGUCUGUCACAUGUUUUUGUAUUUCACAUCUGCCAGAUUUUGUGUCUUUUCUUGGGCGUUAAGCCUUUAUUUCCCCCAAACUGGGUUCAUUUUUAUCAAAUGUCAUCCAACCCAGGUGUAGUUGGUGAAACUCUGCAAGCUGGUUGGCAAGUUUGGAGGUAAAUUAACCUCUUUUUAAUUUAUUUUUAAGAAAAACUUUUACUUUGUAACCAGUAUGCAAGAGUUUCAUCUGUGAACGUUUGAGGACAAGAAUGUAUUCCUCUUUGUAGAAAAACACGGAGCUGCUGGAAAACUCUGUAUUGACAACCAUGUCAGGCUGUUUCAGGUUAUCUGUAUGUAAAGUGCCAUCAAAAGCAUCCUUGAGAAUCUGGUGAUGUAUGUCUUAAUAUUCACCAUUUCUUCACGUGCUUUAGACCUCGUCACCGCCUGUUUCACAAGACUGUAAAUGUUCUUUUCAAUAAAGUCACUG